UUUUUUUUAGAUGAGAGAGAAGUGAGAGAAGUUUUGAGCUACGUGCUUCCCUCCCACCAUGUACUUUGUGGGGUAAAAAUGGUAGUGCUUUGGGAAAAAGCAUUAAGUCUGGGAAAAGAGGUGAAGAGUUGCUAAGUCCAGGGAAGCAAUGGACUGUGAGAAAGUAAAAGGUGGCAGCCAAAGCAGAGCUGGACCCUAAAAGGAUGCUGAGACCCCUCAGGAAUAAGCCCCCUCAGUAAUAAGGCCUCAUUAGACUGUAUCUCUGCCCCUCCCCCCACCCUUGCCCCCUCCCCGCCGCCACCACCCUGCUGCUACACUUGGACUGCCCUUGGCAGAUCACCUGCACAGUCUACAACUCCAGAAUGUGCUCCUUAGUGAGGGAGUGGGCAAGGGCAAGUGAGAUGCAGUUCAUCUGGACACAGGGUAAAAGCACUCACCUCCUCCCUCAGUCUCCGCAAGUGUCAGGGGUCUCGCCAUUGCCAAGGUUCUUAAUCACCUUUUUACAUGUGCUCUGUUUCUUGGCUUGUCUGGAGGCUGAUAGCAUGCUACUGACAGGUGAGUGUGAGCUAAGUGCUGAAGCAGAAGGAAAUAGAAAACAGAAUUUCAACAGUUUCAUGAAAAGUUGAGGCCAUCUGUGUGUUGUGUUGUUUGCCCUCUUAAAAAAUCCCCGUUAGAGAAAAAGAAUUCAGGGAACAAAUAUUAGUCAGCCGAUUAGGUUCUGAACUUGCUCAGACUUUGUACCUUGGCAUAAGAGAGGCUGUCCUAGAACCUUUUGAACUUUUGCCACUGAGUAAUUCUGAAAAGGCUGGAAGAGCCAGUAGUAGGUAGUAGGAAAGAGCACAGUGUCCUCUGCUUGGGUAAUCAAGGUACAUAUUACUGAGGUGGGUAAGGACUCUGGCUAGUUCAACGGGGUUACAGCUUGUAAACUGCAGGAUCAUUUGGAGAUGAAGAAAUGGAUUACAGAUGGUCGCUGGGCUUGAUUUUUAUCCCAGGAUUCACUAUUGUUUUGAGAAUUAGCAGAGUGUAGAGGAAAUGGCCCAGAUUUUAUACUUAGGAAAGACCUGUUAUUCAACUCUCCAUUUGACCAUUUUCUAGCUGAGACAUCAGGACGGUUACUUAACUUCUCUGACCGUGUUUCCUCAGUUGGGAAUAUGAGAAUAGGACAUUUGUAGAUCUGUUGGGAAAUGUUAAAACUAAGAGCAGAUUAGAAUGAGAUGCUGUCUAGCACAGAGUAGGAGCUUACCACCAAUUUCUGCUUUCGUCAAAAUUUGGCUCUUUAUGUAGAAUAAUUAUCCUACUCUCCAUGCUAGUUUUGAAAGAUGAAUAACUUUUAUUUAAGCCAUCAGCUUGAUGAUAAAAGGAGCUGUUUAUCCGAGACAGUCCUGUAAAUGCCUUGUGACCCCAGAGAUUUGUGUGGAAGGGCAGGCAGGGUACAGAUGAAGCCGUCCACACCUGGAAGCCCAGAAACCCGGCACACAUAUGAACUCCUAGAGCUGGCACGCUCUGCAUAUGGCAGAUUCUUAAACCAUCUGUUUACUGUUUUUUAAACACUAUCCUGAUGAGGUUCACCUAAGACAGAGGGUAAAGCAGUGAACCCAAACUCAGAAUUUUGGAACUGCUCUGUGAUUUCAUAAGCACAAAGAAAUACUUGUUUUCUGAAACAAUAUACUAUACCAUUGUCUUCUGUGUGGAAUUGGUAUAUGGAAUGUUAGGGGACUGUGAGGAUGAGGUUGUCCGCAUAGAGACCCUAGGACCCUGGAACUCCCCUCCACCACACCCCCCAGUUUGUGGCAGCUGUGUGCACGCUUUCUUUUGAGUCAGCCACGCGCAAGGCAAGUCAUUUCCCAUCCUGAGGCUCUUUCAGUUGCUGAGUUGGAGUGGAUGUACUGGGAUGUGGCUAUUCGCUUAAAAUUUUUGCAUAAAUCCAGCCUCCACUCCCUUGGAAAGGCUUGGUCCUGUCUUUACACCUUCCCCAGGGCGAUUUUGUUGCAGGGGCGGGGGUGGGGAGGAGAGGAAAGGAGGAAAACAGAGGCCGACUACACGCGGCGCUGCGCUCUGCGCUCGGGAGGAAGCGUGCAGUCCAUUGACUCGGAAGUGCACGGCUGUCUGCAACGUGCCGCCGGGUCCCAGGAUGGAGGAGUGAGGUCUCCGUCGCCGCCGGUUCCAGCCUGCGGAGCCCCCCCCUGAAGCCAAGUCCCCGGAGAGCGCCCUGAGGGAGCAGGGUGGCUGCCUGGUCCAGAGUAAAACUGAGAAUGACUUUCCUCAAAUUCACCGAGUAGAUGAUAGUUUCACAUCCAUCCAUAUCUUGCUCGUUCUCAGAUGUUCAUAGGUGGAGAGCAAACCGCUGGAGAAGAGGAAUGUUUACCCUUGCAGAAGUUGCUUCACUUAAUGACAUUCAACCAACUUACCGAAUCCUGAAACCAUGGUGGGACGUGUUUAUGGAUUACCUGGCUGUCGUUAUGUUGAUGGUAGCCAUCUUUGCAGGAACCAUGCAGCUUACCAAAGAUCAGGUGGUCUGCUUGCCAGUAUUGCCAUCUCCUGUAAAUUCAAAGGCACACACGCCCCCGGGAAAUGGCGCCGUCACCACCAAUAUUCCCAAGAUGGAAGCAGCCACUGACCAAGACCAAGACGGGCGGGCGGCAAGUGACAUUUCCUUUGGCGCAUCUGCUGUGACACCUGACAUACCUCUCAGAGCCACAUAUCCUCACACCGAUUCGACAGUUCCAAAUCAGGAGACAAAGAAAGAGAAGAAAGAUCCAACAGGCCGAAAGACAAACCUGGAUUUUCAGCAAUAUGUAUUUAUUAAUCAGAUGUGUUACCAUCUGGCCCUUCCGUGGUAUUCUAAGUACUUUCCAUACCUUGCUCUCAUACAUACUAUUAUUCUCAUGGUCAGUAGCAACUUUUGGUUCAAAUAUCCCAAAACAUGCUCAAAAGUAGAACAUUUUGUUUCAAUAUUAGGAAAGUGCUUUGAAUCUCCUUGGACUACUAAAGCGUUGUCUGAGACAGCGUGUGAAGACUCGGAGGAAAACAAGCAGAGAAUAACAGGUGCCCAGACUCUACCAAAGCAUGUGUCUACCAGCAGUGAUGAAGGGAGCCCUAGUGCCAGUACCCCGAUGAUCAACAAAACAGGCUUCAAAUUCUCAGCCGAGAAGCCUGUGAUUGAAGUCCCCAGCAUGACCAUCCUGGAUAAAAAAGAUGGGGAACAGGCCAAAGCCCUGUUUGAGAAAGUAAGGAAGUUCCGUGCCCAUGUGGAAGACAGUGACUUGAUCUACAAGCUCUACGUGGUCCAAACAUUUAUCAAAACAGCCAAAUUCAUUUUCAUCCUCUGCUAUACUGCAAACUUCGUCAACGCCAUCAGCUUUGAACACAUCUGCAAGCCCAAAGUGGAGCACCUGACUGGUUAUGAGGUAUUCGAGUGCACCCACAACAUGGCUUACAUGCUGAAAAAGCUUCUCAUCAGUUAUAUAUCCAUUAUUUGUGUUUAUGGUUUUAUCUGCCUCUACACUCUCUUCUGGUUGUUCAGGAUACCUUUGAAGGAAUAUUCUUUCGAAAAAGUCAGAGAAGAGAGCAGUUUCAGUGACAUUCCAGAUGUCAAAAAUGAUUUUGCGUUCCUCCUGCACAUGGUAGACCAGUAUGACCAGCUGUAUUCAAAGCGCUUUGGUGUGUUCCUGUCAGAAGUCAGUGAAAAUAAACUUAGGGAAAUUAGUUUGAACCACGAGUGGACAUUUGAAAAACUUCGGCAGCACGUGUCCCGCAACGCCCAGGACAAGCAAGAACUCCAUCUGUUCAUGCUGUCGGGUGUGCCCGACGCCGUCUUUGACCUCACAGACCUGGAUGUGCUAAAACUUGAACUGAUUCCGGAAGCUAAAAUUCCCGCUAAGAUUUCUCAGAUGACUAACCUCCAAGAGCUUCACCUCUGCCACUGCCCUGCAAAAGUGGAACAGACUGCUUUUAGCUUCCUCCGCGAUCACUUGAGAUGCCUUCACGUGAAGUUCACCGACGUGGCUGAAAUCCCUGCCUGGGUGUACCUGCUCAAAAACCUUCGAGAGUUGUACUUGAUAGGCAAUUUGAACUCUGAGAACAAUAAGAUGAUUGGACUCGAAUCUCUCCGAGAGUUGCGGCACCUUAAGAUUCUCCACGUGAAGAGUAAUUUGACCAAAGUUCCCUCCAACAUUACAGAUGUGGCUCCACAUCUUACAAAGUUAGUCAUUCAUAAUGACGGCACUAAACUCUUGGUACUGAACAGCCUUAAGAAAAUGAUGAAUGUCGCCGAGCUCGAACUUCAAAACUGUGAGCUGGAGAGAAUCCCCCAUGCUAUUUUCAGCCUCUCAAAUCUGCAGGAACUGGACUUAAAAUCAAAUAACAUCCGCACAAUUGAGGAGAUCAUCAGUUUCCAGCAUUUAAAACGACUGACGUGCUUAAAAUUAUGGCAUAAUAAAAUCGCUACCAUUCCUCCCUCCAUCACCCAUGUCAAAAACUUGGAGUCACUUUAUUUCUCUAACAACAAGCUCGAAUCCUUACCCGUGGCGGUGUUCAGUUUACAGAAACUCAGAUGCUUAGAUGUAAGCUACAACAACAUUUCAGUGAUUCCGAUAGAAAUAGGAUUGCUUCAGAACCUACAGCAUUUGCAUAUCACUGGGAACAAAGUGGACAUUCUGCCAAAACAGUUGUUCAAAUGCGUGAAGUUGAGGACUUUGAAUCUGGGGCAAAACUGCAUCACCUUCCUCCCCGAGAAGAUUGGUCAGCUCUCCCAGCUCACUCAGCUGGAGCUGAAGGGGAACUGCUUGGACCGCCUGCCAGCCCAGCUGGGCCAGUGUCGCCUGCUCAAGAAAAGCGGGCUUGUCGUGGAAGAUCACCUUUUUGACACCCUGCCACUCGAAGUCAAAGAAGCAUUGAACCAAGACAUAAAUAUUCCCUUUGCGAAUGGGAUUUAAACUGAGAUGAUCCGUGCACAUCCGUGUGCAGGAACAACUUCCUAGAUUGCAAACACUCACGUACAAGUUAUUGCAAGAUAAUGCAUUUUAGGAGUAGAUACAUCUUUAAAAAUAAAACACAGAGAAGAGGAUGCAUAGAAGGCUGAUAGAAGACGUAACUGAAUGUUCCCUGUUUGUAGUGUUUUCAGUCCUUCGUUUCCAAAUCUUUUUUUCUUUUUUUCUGUUGGGGAAAGGGAAGGAACAGUUAUAAUCACUAAUCUUGGUUUCUUUUUAAAUCGUUUGUAACUUGGAUGCUGCCGCUACUGAAUGUUUACAAAUUGCUUGCCUGCUACAGUAAAUGAUUAAAUUGACAUUUUUCGUACUAUA
Messenger RNA from Mirounga angustirostris (Northern elephant seal), 5300 nucleotides. RefSeq names its product leucine rich repeat containing 8 VRAC subunit D (gene LRRC8D). The record is from RefSeq and is a predicted model, not a curated record. Bases 2280 to 4934 code for a protein of 884 amino acids. Lineage: Eukaryota; Metazoa; Chordata; Mammalia; Carnivora; Phocidae. The transcript has 4 exons. Gene Ontology annotation, molecular function: protein binding.